AAAGAACUUGUGCAAGGAUGCCAUCUCGGCUUUGGCUUUGCACACACACACACACACGAGGGAAGAUAUUUUCCCGCGCUCUCUCUGUAGUUUAUUCACGCGACCUUCGACCUCAGUGACGUAAUCACACGGGUAAGAGUUUCUAUGGAAACAAACAAAUUCCAAUAGAAGCGCACCGUAAACGCCGUAAGAGGUGCAAGUUGAACUCAUCAUGGAGAUCUCAGAGAGAGAGACGAAGAAUCCAGCGGCCGAUCCGCGAAAGAUGCGUCGCAUAAUAGCAGAAGACCCGGAAUGGAACCUCGAGACCGUCCCUCCCUUGGUCGACUCGUGCAUACAACACAUCAUUAAGCACUUUCAUGAAAGGCCACUGCUUGAAGAGCUCCCUGAAAAGUACCAGAGGAAAGUCCUGGAGAAACUUCCCACAACACUUCCACUCAACAUAUCAGCUGGGCUGAUAGCUGACGAAGGCUAUUGGGAGCGGUGCUGCAGGAGCCGAUGGGCUCUGUGUGAUGUCAGCUCCUACGACAAGAACUGGAGGAGGAUGUUUUUCGAGAGACACGCCGCAGAGCUUGUUGAGCACUUUGUGCCCGAAAAGUCUGACAAGAAGGAAUUUGAAGAAAAGCUGAAGUUGUGCUCAGAGUUUGUCCAGCGUCUUCAAGUGAAGCAACUCUUGCCAAGGCCACAGGGUGAGCUGCUUGCCCCUGCUGAUGAAGGAGAUGCAGGGAGCGAUGACCUGGCACAUGCACUCGCCAAUGAUCACCUCGAUUGCGGGGUCUUACUCAAGACCCUGCAUAACAUGAAGGAGCUGAGUCUAAUGUUUGGGGUUGAGAAUUGUGGCAUGAACUUUGAGUGGGGUUUGUUCCAGUUCACUGUGACUGACUGCAAGAACCUUGUCAACGGCCUCAAGGCCACUCCCACUCUCCACACUCUGAAGGUCACCAGCUCCAAGAUGGGGGAGGAGGAGGGAAGAGUGCUGGUCAAAGGAUUGCUGGAGCACCCUGGACUUGCAGUACUAGACUUGUCUCAUAACAAGCUGAAGAGCCGCACUGGUCGUGCCCUGGGGAAGUUGCUAGGCAUGCCAGCCUGUCGUCUGGAGACACUAGUGCUCACCAACAACGAGAUUGGUCCAGACGGCGGAAAGUCUCUGGGACACUCCCUAAAAACAAACUCUACACUACUACACCUCGACUUGAGAUUAAACAGGUAUGGUGCCUCCAUAAGCCAUGUUUCAGGUAUCGUAAACCACCAACAGGCUGAGUGAUGAAGGUGUUCAGCCAAUUCUAAAGUCUCUAACGACAAAUUCCUCGCUUGUCUCACUGAAUGUGGGCAGCAAUGACUUCACAGAAGCCUCAGCACCAGCUCUAGCAGAGGUAUACAUUACACCUUUAGCCCCUGAUUACUGUAUGGCAUGUGAUCGACCAGGUUCUACAGACAAAUGGGACACUGAAGGAGUUGAAUAUUUCCUGCAACAAACUUGGAGAGUCGGGAGGCAGGUUCCUACAAGAAGGGAUGGAAGAAAACAGCACACUCACAGUCUUUGAUCUACGCCUGUCAGAGAUUGCGCAGGAGAGCGAAUAUGUAAUCAACAAGACAGUGAAGGACAAUCUGGACCGAGACCGCAAGAUAGCUACCUAAUCACACUGUUCCUUUACUACCUUUUUGUUAUUGUGCUUGUUGUUAUGUUCCACUGUUAUCGUGAGCAAUUGUUGGACACUGCGCGAUCACAAAUUAAACUUUAAAUUAUGAUGUUACAAUAACCAAGCAAUUAUUUACAACUUUGUUACGAUAGAGCAGCUAUUUUAAUGUUUAUUACAGUUACUCUGUUAGUUUAAUUACUCUCUCUAUAGUUCAGUUAAUAAUCAGCUCAUGUAGAAACAAAUGUUUGCCGACAACCGAAAAUGAGGUUGUUAUUCAUAUCAGCAAUGGCAUCAGAUCGGUAGACGAGGAAACAGCUCUCUUCCUGUCCCUCUUUGGUGCACAUGUCCUGUCGUUUGAUCUCGUUCAGGUCGCCCUCUGAGAACUGGAGGGAGAGCGAGGGGCCGUUGGUACUUGUGAUCACUCCACGGGUCAACUGGAACUGGUCAUCAGGGUUACCGGGCGUCGGGACGAAUGUCUCAUAGCGGAGGAGGGCGAGGUAGUCGAAUCGGAGCGAGCUGCCGUUAACAGAUUCAGUGAAGUUAAGCAUCAGACGUCCGCUGUCCAUGUCAAUUUCAAACGCAAUCAACUCAGGGAUUGUCUCAUCAGCUUCAUAUCUAGUCACUGCUUCGAUCUCAGAUAGAAUGACCUCAUUUCCCUGCAUGUCUUCAAUACUAAAUGGCUCUACUUGUAGGAAAGUAUCGUUCUUUCCAUCGGUAGCCAAGCCUUCAAGGACCUUUAUUUCGUUCAGAUCGUCAUUGGUGAGCACGAUCUCAAUAACAUCUGCUGGCGGUGUGACAGAAUCAUAGAGCCCGCUUAGUGAGUAUAUCUCACCCAUCAUCCCAGUAUCAUCACUGUAGAAGGUGAGGCCAGACGUAUCGAGACUUGAGGAAUUGACAGUCUCAGUGAAACUCAGUGUGAGUAUGCCCGUGUCCAGGUCCAGGUCAAACCCAGUGAGUCUUGGAGAGGUAUUGUCCUGCUCAUAGUUUGCUGCCAUUAGAGCACUAGUUGUGUUCUGCUCAACCACACUGUUUCCAAAAGUGUCUGUGAUGGUGGAUUCAGCGAAAUACAAGUAUGUAUCAUUCCGUGAUGUAGCCAGCAGAGUGUUUUGUUUGAUCGCAUUCAGGUCUAAUGUUCCGAGUUUGAUCACUAUUGUCGGCAGGUUUUCAUCAGUUUCUGGGAAAGAAUUCUCAGUAAGAGUGAAUACAAAUGACUCAUUGUAGUCGGGACCAGGGGCUAGAGUUAUCUGGGUGACGUUGAGAGACAUAAUGUCAACAGAUUCAUUGAAAUGGAGCGUGAGUGUUUCAGCAGUUAGAUCAAUUUCAAAACUCUCGACAAGCGGUGGUGUUGUGUCAUUGGUAUACAAACGGACAGGUCUUGCAAAUCCAUUUGCAAUGGGGUUUAUGGGUAGCUGUCGAAGAACGUCCAUCACUGUGUAAUUUUUCAAUGUCAACCAGAUUGUAUUUUCUGUCUGACCGAUUCCCCGGGUCUUUAGGACAUUCAGAUCAUCAUUGCUUAUUAGCAGGGGCACAGUAGGAGCAUCGCCAAUCUGUGGGACAGUGCUCGGUGUGAGACUGAAGUAUUGCACUGGGUCUGUUACCACCGAGUCCAGCUGUAGAGUGAUACCAGUAAAGUCAAAAGUCGAAACAUCGACGGUUUCAGAGAAGAAUAGAGUGAGAACGCCAGUAUUCAUGUCCAUGUCAAACGCGAGAAUUCUAGGCUCAGUACCAUCAUUGAUAAAACUGCUAGCCAUGACAGCACUUGUAGUGUUGACCUCGGUCACUGGAUUUCCACUGACAUCAGUGAUAAACUCUGGUGGAAUCGAAACGAAGGAAGAGGCAGUUCCUCGUAUGAGACUCAACAUCUGUUUAACAGUGUUGAGGUCAGACCUUGUCAUGUUGACAAUGACUUGGAGCUGGUUCAUGGUGGUAGCAGUGCCUCCAGUGAGAGUGAAUGACUCCACGCCUGGCCCGGAUGUUGGGGCUGAUAGCAAGGUGAUGAGGGUAAGAUUGACAGUGUCUAUAUCGAUGGGCUCAUCAAACAGGAGGGUCAGGAGACCAUCAUCAAUGAGGUCCACUUCAAAGUCAAUGAGUUGCGGGCUAACUCUGUCAUCACCAAAGUCAGUUGCACACAGGGAGGUAGCAACAUUCGUGUUUUCCAGUGUGGACAGGUCUUCUAUGAGGGCAGAAUGGACUAGGAGACAAGUGUUGUUCCUCCUGGUGGCAAGUUCCAAAUCACGCUUGAUGUUGUUCAGAUCGAAGUCAUUGAGGAGUAUUGAUAUGACAGUUGAAUCUUCCGCAUUCAGUACUUCUCCACCAGUCAGUGGGACUGAUCCUGAUCCAGACACAUCAGAUUGGAACGUAAUUCUCAGAGGAUUGGUCGAGAGAUGGUCCACUGUCUCGUCAAAUGUCAACAUUAGUACUUCAGUGCUCAAGUUGAAACUAAAGUACCUGAGAACAGGUGGGCUGGAGUCUAUGGUGUAAUUAGCUGGGUCUACUUGUUGAGCUAGGGUCUCUGCGAUGGGCACAACAGGUAGACCAAACGUAUCAAGAAGGAGAGUGGAAGGGAACGAGAUAAAAGUAUCGUCAGGUGAUGUAGCUAGGGAGGUCAGUUUCUUGAUGGCAUUGGCAUCCUGUGAAUUUGUUGCCGAGAGAUCCACCAAGAGCUCUGGUAGGUUCAAUGGGUUGAUGCUGGCCGAGCUACUCUGCAGGGUGUAGUAUUCUCCAGCAAUGAGGAAACUGAACUCUUGGAGUGUGAGGGCACUGACGUUGAAUGACGUGAGGUUUAUCACUUCCGUGAACGACAGUGUGAGCUGUAGAGUGUCCACGUUCAGAUUGAAUGACAAAAGCUCUGGUCGUGUGACAUCGGGGAAAUAGUUGCUGGUGUUCACCUCUUGUGGCAUGGAGCGAGGAACUUCGACGACGGCAUUAGAGUUGUGAUCAGUUGUUAGAGAGGGAGUCAGAGCGAGGAGAGUUGUGGGUGCAGACACGGCAAUCUCUGGGCGGUGUUUGAUCUGGUUCAAGUCCUCUGCCGUUAUGAAAACACUCACAAUGUGUGGAGUGGUGGAAAGGUCAAUGGUAGAGUUACCACCAGUUAGUGAAUACGACACAAUCUCAGGUUCCUCAGCUGGGCUUUCAUCAGACGUGUUCAACCCACUACCACUGGCAAUACCACUUCCAGAACCACUGGCACUACUGUUGCCACUGCUGGACAAACUAGAGCCACUACUGCCGCUACCACUACCACUCGACACAACAGGGACCAUGUAGCUCAGAUCUGGUUCAGCUAGAAAGGUUAGCGCUGUCAAAUCCAGUGGCAAGACGACAACUUCGGUGAAGGUGAGUAUCAGCACACUGGAUUCUAUGUCAAGAGUGUAGUCAACCAAUUGUGGUGGAGUACCAUCUUCAACUACUUCUCUAGCUUUAGUAGGGACAGUGUCGUGACAGUAUAAAAUAUUGGUUGUGUCUAGCACAGACAUUUGGAAGAGUAGGGCAUACGCGUUGUGAGGGUGUGUAGCCAGCAGAGUGUUGGCCUUGAGGCGAUUCAAGUCAUACUGUGUCAACUCCAGGGAGACAAGUUGGCUAUACAAUGUAUCAUCGUAGUACCCACCAGUGAGAAGGUAGCCGUGCAUAGGAUUGCUUGACGAAUCACUCUGUAUGUUGACUUGGGUCGGAUCAAAUGUCGAAGUGUUCACAGGCUCAUUGAACGUCAGGUUUAGCAGUCCAGUGUUCAAAUCUAGACUAAAGUCUUGCAAAUAUGGACAACUCAAGUCUGGUGUGAAGAACUCGACUUGUCUGGCCUGAUCUAAUGACUCACUGACUAUUUCAUUGUCUGACUGAUCACGUAUGAACUGACUCGUAAACGAGAUGUAAGUGUCAUCCCUAGAAGUAGCCAAGUCUACCAGUGCUUUCACCUGGUUUAGGUCAUCGACAGCUAGCGUGAGUAUGACAAUGGUACCACUCUCUCUAGUCGUUAGAGGCACAUCAGAAUAGCUCUGUAUAGUUGGAGUAUAGUUGGACACAGGAUUGGAUGCACUUGACUGCAGAGUCAGUUGUGUGCCAUCGAAUGAGCUGGCAUUGACAGACUCUGAGAAGGUGAAUGCUAUCUCUCCACGGUCGAGAUUCAGCGAGUAGUUUCUGAGCUGCGGUGGAGUUACAUCAGGAUACACUACACCAGCACGAAGAGCGUCCACUUCAAGUAUGGGCUCAAUGCUGUUGUCAAACAUAUCCAUCAGGAAAUGGUACUCAACAGAUAGAAAUGUGUUGUUCUCAUCAGUGGCCAAGUCAGUGAGACUCUUGAGCAAGUUCAGGUCCUCUUGAGAGAAUGUCAGGGUCAGAAUUGGAUCAUUGUCGGCAGAAACAUACGCCUCUGUGAGAGACACUCUAGUGGCAUCUGUACUCUGCUCACUCAGGAUGGUAAUGGCAGUGGCAUUGAGCGAGCUGGCAUUGACUGUUUCAGAGAAAUACAGAGUGAGGUUCUCCCGGUCCAAGUCCAACGUGAAAUACAGGAGCUCAGGGCGAGUGUCAUCAGUUACGAAACCUGACACAACGAGAGCAGAAGUGGGAGACAGAACAGAGAGAGUGUUAUCAUUCAUGUCCUCGACUGCACCCUCUGUGACCGAAAGGAACGUUGUGUAAUUGUCUGUCGCCAGCUGUGUUUGUCUCUUCAACUCAUUCAGGUCAAACAGGCUGAUAUUCACAGUCAGUACUGGUCCGUUGCUGCUGGGAGUGAAGCUAGAGGCGGUGAACAUGAACAGAGGGGAGGAAACAUUACCAACUGGCUGCAGUGAUAUCUCUGUGAUGUCAAGAGAAGAUGCAUUGACACUCUCAGAGAACGAGAGGGUCAAAAUACCAAGAUUCAUGUCCAGAUCAAAGGCUUCCAGGUCAGCUGGGACUGUGUCUGGGUAGUAAUCAUCUGCAUUCAUAGGCACAGACUCAGGCAACACUGGGUUAUUGUUGACAUCAUCAACAGUCGCAGCAAUCAAUGUAAGGUAUGUAUUUGCUGGAUCAGUAGCUAGUGAUGUGUCCAGUUUGAUGCCAUUCAAGUCUGGGCGAGUGAGAAUGAGAGCUACGUCUGGGGUGUCAUCUGUGUUAGCAACUAUUCCUCCUGUUAGAGUGAAACUGACAGAGUUAUUGAGUUGCCCACUGUGAAGGGUUAUCCCAGAAGCAUCAAAGCUUGCGAUAUCAACAGUCUCGGAGAAGCUCAGGGUCAGGACUUCCGUUGUGAGGUUAAAAGCAAAUGCUUCCAGUUCUGGACUUGUAUCAUCUCCAGUGUAGUUGACUGCCAUUCUGGCUGACUCAUUGAACACUUCCAGUGAGACUCCAUUGACCAUAUCUAAUACAGUCCCUUCUUCUAAUGUGAUAUAUGUGUCGUUCUGCUCAGUUGCCAGUGCUCUUAGCCGCCGAAUCUCAUUCCCAUCAAAUCGACUGAGACUCACUUCCAGUAUUGGAUGGUCAGAACUGGGGUUAAUAGUGACACUGUCUGUCAGGGUGUGAUACUCUGUGGUGUUUCCCAGCUCUUCUGUAGCCUGUAAACUAAUAGAGUUGAUACUGAGCGAACUAGCAUUGACUGUCUCAGAGAAGGUGAGUGUGAGAAUAUUGCUGUUCAGAUCGAGUGUGAAGUUCACUAGAUAGGGUUGUAUAGUGUCGGCAGUGAAAUUUCUGACUGGGAGAGGUGUAGGUGUGGUUUGAUUGACAACUGCAUUAUCAUCCAUAUCAGUAACCAGUUCAGAUGUAAUUAGUAGGAACGUGUUGUCCUCACUUGUGGCCACUUGAGUUAUUCUCUUCAGGUUGUCCUCAUCCCCCUUUGAAAACUGUAUGGUAACACUCGGACCAUUGGGAGAGAGUAUCUCCCCUUCUAUUAGCGUAUAAUUGACGGCAUACGGCUGGCGAGACUCAACAAGAGUCAAUGCAGAGAAUUGGAUGCUGGAGACAUUAACCGUCUCAGAGAAAUAGAGAGUGAUGUUUACACCAUUCAUGUCGAGGUCAAAGUUCUCCAGCAUUGGUGGUGAGACAUCAGCCGUGUAGUUUCGUACUCGUUUAGCAUUUGGCUGCCGGAUGAGCACAGCUGGAUUCCCAGCCAUGUCCAACACUGCUUCCUCUGUUAGUUCAAUGAAAGUGUCGUUUUCAUCUGUUGCCAGUUGAAUCAAGGCCUUGAUGAUGUUAAAAUCGUUUCUGGGUAGAAUUAGGUCAAUCGUUGGCCCAUCUGUGGAAUUGACAUAACUCUCUUCUAGCUGGAAGAAUUGGUCCUCUGAGUCUUGUCCACCGAUAAGUGUGAUAGAGCUGAUAUUAACCGAGGAAGCAUUGACUGUUUCAGAGAAGUACAGAGUCAAGACUCGAAGAUCGAGGUCUAAAUCAAACUCUUCCAGAACAACAGAUGUGCUAUCAGCAGUAUAUGUUCCCACUGGCAGUGCCACUGUACCAGAUAUUUCCACCACACUGUUCCCAAACACAUCCUCAACCAGAUCAGAGCUGAUUGAAACGAAAGUACUAUUCUGAUCAAUGGCUAGUUCUGUGAGUUUCUUUAUGGCAUUCAGAUCAUCCAACCCAAGAACCACUUCCAGAGUGUGAUAGGUUGAGGAGUUCAGGUAGCUUGAGACUGUCAGGGAAUAGUGGUUGAGGGAAUAGUUACCCAUAGCAGUAUCUUGGAGUGUGAUUGAAGUUAUGUUGAACUGUGACACAUCCACAGUUUCAGUGAAGCUCAAUGUCAAGAUUUCAGAAUCCAAGUCGAGGUCAAAGCUCUGCAGUUGUGGAAGUGUGGAAUCGGUUGUAUAGUUGGACACCAUCCGAGUCACCAUUACCACUCCCUGGUCGGCCAUGUCAAGGAUGGCUGACUCGUUUACUGUGAGCCAGGCAGUCUCUCGAGUGAGAGCAAUACCUCUCCGUUUGAUCUCGUUCAAGUCAUCGUGCGUUAUCCUGAUCAGCGCAGUCACUCCAUCUUCCAUCAUGGUCAGAUUCCCACCGGUCAACAUGUACUGGCUCAUCUCCAACGAGACGUUGGGUCCCUGCUGCAGUAUCAGACCGCCAAACAACAAUGUUGACACAUCAACCGUCUCUGGGAAACGGAGAGUUAUGAGUCCACUGUCCAUGUCCAGAUCAAACCCAAGAAAGACUGGGGGUGUUACGUCGUCAAAGUAAACAGAGACAGACUUGGCAUCUGAUGCAAGAAUUGGAUCAACUGCAUUGCCGUUCAUGUCUUCAAUUGCAGUGGACUCAAUGCUGAUGUAGGAUGUGAGGUUUGAUGUGAACAGAUGUUCAUUCCGCUUUAUUUCAUUUAGAUCGUCCACAGUGAUAUUGACUACUAUCAGGCGACCAUUAGCACUGUACGUUGAACCAUCGUUCAAAGUGAAGCUCGUAAUGGGCACUUCUAUGAUGACAUCAUCCAUUCCAAAUUCCAUGUCCAUUGUGGCAUUAGUGAAUGUGCCAUUGACCAUAGUUUCAUUGAAUGAUGUUGAGUUGGCAGACAUAUUUGUCUCACUUGCCAGUUCGACUCUCCCAGAGAGGAGGGUGAUGGAAGUGUAAUCUAUAGAACUGACAUUGACUGGCUCAUCAAAUGUCAAAUACAGAAGUCCUCGAUUCAUAUCCACAGAGAACAACACAAGGACAGGAUCCACCUUGUCCUCUUCAUAGCCAGUUUCAUCAAUUGCUAGUGUGAGAUUCUGAGCAGGAUUAGGUUCAAGUGCCAUGUCAUACACCACUGUGGAAUCAAUCUGUAGCCAUGUUGUUUGUGGGCUCGUGGCUAGCUCUGUGUCCAGCUUGAUGUCAUCGAGAUCAUCAAGGGACAGCAAGAACUUGACUGUGGUUGAGUUUUCCGUAGAGAUCAAACGGUAAUCACGGAGGACAUGGUAUGAAGACAGUGUCGUGUUUUCAGCUGAUCGGAGUGUGAUGUCGGUGAUGUUGAAGCUUCCAACAUUUACUGUUUCGUCGAAUGUGAGGAUGAGCUCUUCAGAGGUGAGAUUGAGAGUGUAUGAGAGAAGUAAGGGUCCUGUUAUAUCCUCCUGGUAGCCACCUGCUGCAACUGACUUGGCAAGGUAAUCUGGGAUUGGUUCAACCAGCAAGUCCACCAUAUCCAACACUGUCUCAUUCGGAAAUGAAACAUAGGUAUUGUAAGGAGUUGUGGCGAGCUGGUAAAUGGCUUUCACAGCAUUCAGAUCGAUGCUACCUAUGUAAACUGUUAUAACUGGAUCAUCAGUGCUGUUAGUAAAACUGUAAUUAGGAUAGGGACCAUCACUCAGGGUAUGUCUCUCAUCAGUGGCCAUGCUCGCAGACUGCAAUGUGAGCAAUGAUGUGUUGAAUGAUGAGACUCUCACAGUUUCAGAGAAUGUGAGGGUGAGGACGCCAGCAUCAACAUCGAGACUGAAGUAUAGCAGAGUGGGUCUGAUUUGGUCCUGGGUGAAGUUGGCGACCUGAAGUGCAUUAGUUCCAGGGAUUUGUAUCACAGCAUUCUGCUCCAUAUCAUCUAUUGCCUCCGAAGUCAGGGAGAGGAAAGUAUUGUUACUCGAUGUGGCUACACUAGUCAGACGUUUGAGGUCAUUCAAAUCCAAGGUGCUAAUGCUGAUAAUCAGAUAAGUAUCAUUUGGUGAAGCAGUAAAACUUGUGUUUGUAAGCGACAGAGUGAAUAAUGAACCACUCGAAUUUUCAGCUUGUUGGAUAGUUAUAGCCUCAACACUCAGGGACUCGGUAUUGACUGUUUCAUUGAAGCGCAGUGUGAGCUCACUGCUAUCAAGAUCCAAAUCAAACUCUUCAAGCUCAGGCUGAUUGGUGUCCUUGAUGUAGAGGGAUACCGGUAGAGGUUUGUCUGCGUCUAUAGCCACAAUACUGUUACCAUUCAUGUCUUCAACCAAGAAUUGACUAGUGGAGAGGUAGGUAGAGCUGUUGUCUCUUGCCAGGAAGUGUAGAUGCUUGAUCUCAUUCAGAUCAGAGUCAGCAAUAUCAACCACCACAAUUGCAGAGUUGGAGGAUGUAGUGUAACUUUCAUCGGAGAGUGUGUGUUGAUGAGUUACGUUCUCAAAGACACAGCAUCCUGAAGAGUUAUCUGCUCAAUAUCGAAUGUUGAGACAUUGACAGUUUCAGAAAACAUGAGUGUUAGUAGUCCGGCGUCCACGUCGAGGUUGAAUGAGAGCAGCUCUGGCAGUACACUGUCAGGGAUCAGAUCAUUAGCCACAAGUUCUGCCGAUCUGUUUGUGGGUAGCAGCAGAUUUCCACUCAUGUCUUCAAUCGCACCACCCAAUAUGGAAAGGUAAGUGUUGUUCUUUUCAACCGCCAAGUCAGCGACCUGUUUGAUGACAUUGAGAUCUGCAGUAGUCAGCUCCAAUUCUAUCUCAUGAUAGUUAAAGGGACUCAGAAUGCCUCCACUGAGAGUGUAUGACUGAGCCAUUGUAUCAUUUAGGGCUCUUGAAUAGAUGGUUAUUGAAGAGGCUGUGAGUGUAGAUGCACGUACAGUCUCUGAAAAGGAUAGAGUGAGUAUUUCUGAUGAGAUGUUGAGACUGAACCCAAUCAAUUCAGGUUGUAUUUCAUCAUCACUAAAGUUUAGAGCUUGAAUUCCAGCAAAUGGUGGUACAGGUAGCAUAGGGUUUUCACUCAUAUCUAGAAUGGCAAACUGUGUGGCAACUAGGUACGUGUUGUAAGUUGAAGUGGCAACCGAUGUGAGGCGCUUGAUUUCAUUCAGAUCAUUGAGCCCCAGGUAUAUGGUGACUACUGUUGAGAAGUCAGUCGAAUGUGUACUAUCAUAAAGCUGUCUGAACUCCUGCCCUUGCUCCAUUGCUCCUUGUACAGUGAACUCUGAAACACUCAGUGAAGAUCCAUUCACAGUUUCAUCAAAUGUCAAAACAAUCUCUUCCAUGGUCAGAUCGAUUGUGAAGGUGAGAAGCUCAGGACUCAAGUAAUCGGGGUAGACAUUAAGAGCCAUUAAAGCUUCUUCAAUGGUGAUGUUUGACACAGGGUUUUUGUUCAUAUCCAUGAUGAGGUCACUGCUGAAUGCAAUGAAAGUGUUGUUCCUGCCGGUGCCUAGGUCUAUCAGUCUCUUCACUUCAUUCAAGUCGUCUGUUAUUGAGUACACUGUGAUCAUGGUGGAAUCCAAUACGGAGGACAUGCCACCGUUGAGCUUUAGGGAACUAAAAUUGGCGGAGAAGUUCUGUACACUCUGCAGAAUUAUUUCCUCUUCGAUGAUUGUAUUUGCACGGACAGUUUCAUCAAAGGUGAGUAUAAUUGCUCCAUUGUUCAAGUCGAGUUCGAAAUUGAGCAGGACUGGUGACGUAGUAUCAUAGAUAAAGUCUGAUGCAGGCAGUCCCUCUUUUGAGAUAGUUGCCAGAAUACUUUCGCCAUAAUUGUCUCUGAAGGCUUCAGCUCUGAGUGAAACAAACACAUUUUCACGGGCGGUCCCAAGAUUAUCGUUGACCUUGAUCCGGUUGAGGUCCGGAGUAGAGAUAUUAAUGGAAAUGCGGUAUCCAUUCUCACUCUCAGUCAAGCUACCCUUUGUGAGGGUAACACUAUCAGGAGAGAUGACUGAAGCAUUUUGGAUAGUCACGGCUUCAGGGUAGAACAUGCUGGCAUUGAUGAUGUCGUUGAAGGUGAGGUGUAGAAGACCCAGGUUCAUGUCGAGAACAACGUCAAUUAGCUCGGCAGGGGUGGUGUCAAAUACAAACUCAGAUGCGGGAAGUGCCAUUUGGAAUGGAAUAGCCACAAGUUCAUUUCCCGCCAUGUCCAGUAUAGACCCAUUUGAAAUGCUCAGCCAUGUGUCCUGACUGCUGGUUGCAAGUAGAGGUGACAGCUUGAGGUAGCGAAUGUCUGGACCUUCUAGAUAACCAGUCAGGACCAUGGUCCCAUUGAUGUUGGUAUCAUCAAUAUUGGUGCCUCCAACAAGAGUUCUCGAAUCACUUGGAGCAGGAGACUGACUCGAUAUCAAGGUUAUACCUUCAUAUUCCACCGAAGACACCCGGACAGGCUCAUCGAAACUGAGACUAAUGAGGUCGAAGUCCAAGUCUAGUGAAAACAUUACAAGGUUUGGCGGUGUCAUGUCAGCUCUGAGCCCACCUGCCAUGAUGGGUAGUGCUUCAUCUGGACCAAUUGGUAUCACUGGGUUUGGCUCUCUCUGUACCGCAUCGUUUAUGAGGUCACUUGUUAUGGAUAUAAAGGUGUUGCUCUCAGACGUACCAAUCAUUUCAGUUGCACGGAUUCGGUUAGUGUCAGCGUAGAGCAAAUCAAUGAUAAUGACCCUUCCAUCAGAACUUGAAGUUGUCCCUCCACUGAGCUGGACAAAUGCAGCAUCCACAGACUGGUCUCCAUAUAUUGAAAUAGCAGUAGCAUCAAGAGGCGAUGCGGAGACAAUUUCGUCAAAGCUCAACGUGAGAGUGUUAUUGUUCAAGUCCAGUUGGAAGGACACGAGACUUGGUGAGGUUACAUCAUCGACGAAAUCAAGUGCAUCAACGGCAAAGUUCAUCGGAACCACUAGAGCAACGUUUUCAGCCAUAUCUGUAGCGAACCCCUCAGCCAGAGAUAUCCAGCAGUUGUUGAUGUCAGAACACAAACCCCUGUGCUGCUGGAUUGCUAGGAGAUCAUAAUCUGACAGCGUAAACACGACAUAAAUGUCAUCUGAGCUAGUGACAACUCCACCAGUCAGUGUAUGAGACAUUUGUGCAUCGCGAUAGAAAGAUUGGAGAGUCACCUUUGUGAGAUUAACACUGUUUGCCAUUAUGGUCUCGUUGAAUGUCAGGGUCACAGUGUUUUCUUCAAGAUUAAACUGUGUGAAGGAAACUAGGGAGGGUGGGUUAGUAUCUGGGGUGUACGAUGUUGUAUCAAAUCCACACCCGUCAAAUAUAUUGUCAAGUGAAUUACUAGCUUGAUCGAGAAUUGGAUCACCAGCGAUUGAGAGACAGCAAUCCAUUCCAUUGUUGCUAAAAACACACAGUUUCUGACGUUUUAUUUCGUUGAGGUCCUCAAAUGUGAGUGGGCAGACAAACACUGUCUGAUCAUCGCUCGUGCAACUGCCACCAGUCAGUGUGUGGUUGUAUAAUGUCUCGGUGCAAGUUUCUAGCUCAUCCAGGUCAUCAAUGAAGCCAGAGCCAGAGUCCAUGCCACUAGCACUGCCACUACCAGAUACCACUUCACUUGAACUACCUGAGCCAACACUAUAGCCAACCUCACCUGAACCUGAACCAGAAAUGACGCCGGAGCCAGAGGCUGACCCAGAGCUUGGUUGUUCAGUGUUACAAUAGAAACAGCAGUCUCUGAUUGUGAACUGGGUAGGCUCGAGAGUGGUGAUAUUUACUGCCUCGCUGAACGUGAGCAUCAACACUCCUUCUUCUAAGUUUACCACAUACUCUAGGAGAACCGGCGGAACUGUGUCUAAUCCAAAACUUCCAGAUUGAACCUGAGUUGCCUCUCUUUCUUCAGUUUUGUCCGUUCCAACGAUGGGAUUAGCGUUCAUAUCUUCCACGAGCAAGGACGUGAAGUUGAUGAAGGUGUUCUCAGGACCAGUGGCAACUCCCACCCGCUGCUUGAGGUUGUUCAGGUCGUUAAACGAAAGAGUGAGUAUGAUUUCCGUGUCAUACGCCAUUGUCCAUUCAACACUAUCAGUCAGUGUGUAAGAGGUCUCAACAUCAGUAAAAACGGCAGAACUCUGGAAUGUUAUUGCAGUAGGAUCAAAUGUGCUGGCUCGCACCGUCUCUGAGAAUGAGAAUACAACAACGCCAGAUGUCAGGUUGAAGGUGAAGGACCGCAGCGUUGGCUGUGUUUGGUCCUCGGUGUAUUCAAACACUCCUCGAGCUGAUCUUCUGCCAAUUUCCACGACUUGGUUGUCGUUCAUGUCCCUAAUUGUACUGGAAGUCAAGGAGAUAAAAGUAUUAUAUUGAGACGAUGCUAAGUUUGACUGUUCCUUCAACCCAUUUGUGUCUUCUUCCGUUAGGUUUAUGACAAUGACAGUUCCAUUUGGACUCAGAGUUGCACUGGAUUGGAGAGUGUAGUACUCCUGCUGUACAGUACUGUUGUCUUGUAUGGUAAUGCCAGUAACAUUCAGAGAAUCAGCAUUCACUGUUUCAUCAAAUGUAAGUGUCAAGGUACCUGUCAGCCCAUCAAGAGAGAUAUCAAAGCUGACUAGCGAUGGUUGGACCAUAUCUGGUAUGAGACUAAGAGACUGCUUUGGGAAAGACACAUUGAGUGCCACCACGUCCACAUUACUCGUAUCAGUCACAAACAAUGAUGUAAAGGACAAGUAGGUGUUGUUUCUUUCUGUUGCAAGGUUAUAUAGUCGUUUUAUUUCGUUGAGGUCAGGGAUAUUCAGUAGCACUUGAACAACAGGUGUGUUAAGUGAAUGAAUCACUCCACCAGUUAGUCUCACAGACUCAACCGAGUCUGUACCAUCAAUGGGGCUACUCAGGAGAAUGCUUUCUGUCAGAUCUAUACUGGCUACAUUGACAGUUUCUGAAAAAUAUAGAGUGAGUAUUUCCGUGGAGAGAUCGAGGACAAAAUCAUCCAGCUCAGGUGGGAUUGUAUCAGCUCCAACCUCACUUGCUUUUAGACCCUGUCUGUUAGAAAUCCUGGUCACUUCAUUUCCCACUGUGUCAGCUAUAACAAACGAGCUGAAACUGACGAAAGUGUUGUUGGUGACUGUUGUCAGAGAUGUUCUUGCUUUCAGGGCAUUGAGGUCAUUCAAACCGAGAGUAACGGUAACAAUUGCACCAUCAGGUGAAGUUGAUGAAUAACUAGAAUUUGUCAAGGUGUAGUAGAAAAGCCCAUCAACAUCUUGUACUAUGCGAGCACUGUUUUGAAUAGUCAGUUCCGUCACCUCCAGUGAACCGCCAACAUCAACAGUCUCACUGAAUGUUAGCACUAGAGUUCCUUGUGUCAAGUUCAACACGUAUGACUCCAGAACCGGGUCAGUUGUGUCGGGUGUGUAGUCAUCAAACAACACCUGCAGGGCAUCCAGACCAUUGUCUCUGGAUGCAACCUCCUGUUGGUUCUGGUCAGAGACAAAUGUGGCGGGAAACACAACCCAUGUGGUGUUGGCACUGUCUGCGAUCCUACGAGAUUUUAUCUGGUUCAGGUCCGAAUCUGAUAUAUCUACAAAUACAAUGGUAUUGUCCCUAGGUGCAUAGAGGGAGCUGCUCUGAAGGGUAUAACUGGAGGUUUCAAUGCUGGUAUUAACAUAGGAUGAUUUCUGAAUGGUGAACUCGUCAAGAUUGAGUGAAGAGACAUUGAUAGUUUCAGAGAAUAUUAGUACGAGACUUCCAUCGUCCAUAUCAAGAUCGAAGCUUAAAAGUUGAGGCAUUGUCGCGUCAUCAAUGAACUUUACGGCCUUUCUUGCAUCUCCAUCUUGGAUUGGUACAAUAGUAUUUCCUGCCAUGUCCCUAAUAAACUCUGACUCAAUGACAAGAUAUGCAGAGUCUAUGUCUGUGUAGAGCAUGAUAUUCUUUUUUAUUUCAUUCAGAUCGCUCUCGGUUAUGGGGACAACUACUGAGAGCCCUGGAACACUUGGAGUCACCCCUCCUGUCAGUCGAUACGUCCCACGAACGUCUAUGAAGGUUUCUGUUCCUUGGAGAAUGAGACCAGUGGCAUCGUAUGUUUCAGUGUCAACAGGCUCAUCAAAGUUAAGAAUGAGGAUGCUGCUGUUUAUGUUGACAGUAAAGUUAUUCAGAGUCGGUGAGACACUGUCACGGGUGUAACCCAUAUCUCUGACUGGUAAAACAGCGCCGUUGCUUGGGUUUGGCUCAAGUGCAUUGUCAUAAAAUGCAGCAUCUUCAAUUUGAAGAUUGGUGUUGUUGCUGAAGCUUGCAAGACCACGUAUGAGCUUUAUGAGGUCAAGAUCGGCUUUUGUGAGACUAAUGCUAACUUCGGCUCCAUCAGUUGCUAUACCAUCAUAGCCAGUCAAAAUGUACAUGGACAGAUCAUUCGUCAUUUGCCGACGAUUGAAACCUGAACCAGAGCCUGAACCUGAACCAGAUCCUGACGAAGAUCCAGAACUCAGCACAGGAUCCUCAGGUAGCCGAGAAAGUAGAGUUAUCAGAGAUACUUGAGCACUGUAGAUGUUGACAGUCUCAUCAAAGGUGAGUAUUAAAACUCCGGAUGUCAGGUUUAGAGAGAACGAGAGCAGAACUGGGCCUUGGACAUCCUCGGAGAAGAAUUCAGGUGAGAUGGGUUGAGCCAUUGUGCUGGGCGCGGGCAUAACAGGAUUACCAGCAAUAUCACUCACCAUCGUGUCUGGGAAGCUCAGGUAUGUAGUGUUUGGCUCCCUAGCCAGUUCAGUGAUUUCCUUGAUGGCAUUCAGAUCUACAGACCCAAUAUCAACCUUCACGCUAUGAGUGUCGUUAGACUUUGUCGAGCUGAGCAGUGGUGAACCACCCAUUGUGAGAGUGUAGGAGAAGAAAUCAGUUGAAACGUUUUCACGAGGCUGCAGUGUGAUUUGACUGAUAUUGAAGCUGUAGAUAUCAAUUGUCUCACUAAAGUUGAGCACUAGAACGCCGGAAUCAAUGUCUAAUGAAUACGACUCAAGCUCUGGUCUGAUGGAGUCUUGGCCAAAUUUUAGCAGCGGGAAACUGUUGUUUCCAGUGGCUUCUACCACAGGGUUUCCAUUCAUAUCAGCUACUGUCCAAUUAGUAAUUGCGACAUACAUUCUGCCUGAUCCAUCAGCAAGACCUCUAAUUCGCUUGAUUUCAUUGAGGUCAUCCAGCCCAAUUUCAAUGGUGACAACGUCAUUGUAGGGGGUCAUGGUAAAGGUCCCUGGGGUUGUGAAGGAGAAGGACAAGUCGUUUGGCACUUCUUCAUCAGCUUGUCGAACGAAAGAUAUUUGGGUCACGUCCAGAGAAGUGGUGUUGACUGUCUCAGAGAAAUACAGGACUAAGAGCUCUGACGUCAGAUUGAAGCUGACAUCAAGUAGCUCAGGUGGAGUUGUGUCCUCAGUAUAGACAAAAACAGGUGCAGAGUUUUCAGGAUAAAUUUCAGUUACAUUGUUGGAGUACAUGUCAUCAACGAGGUAAGAAGUAAGUGAUAUGAAUGUCGUUUCGUUUGAUGAUACCAGUCCAGGCACUCGCUUCAGUUCAUUGCUGUCCUCCAGUGUUAAAUUCACAACUACUAGUGUCGAAUUGUCCAUUGUUAUAUCUCCUCCAGUCAAGGUGAGGUUGAAUACGGUUUCAUUGGUAUCUGUAGUGUUCACAUUGAGCAGUGUGAUCUGUUCUACAUCAAACGUUGUCACAUCAACCGUCUCAGAGAAGGUCAAAUAGAGUUUGUCAGAAUCAAAAUCGAGAUCAAACGACUCUAGGAAUGGUUCAGUGGUAUCGGGGGUGAAUACUCCAACCUGUUGUGGAUUUUCUCCACUGAUAUUCGUGACAUUGUUUCCAAUCAUGUCCAAAAUAGCUCCUUCACUUAUAGAGAGGUAGGUAGAAGAGUUGGCCGUUGCCAGGUUGUAAAGUCGUCUGAUCUCAUCGGAAUUGGAUUUCAACAGUGUCAGAUUUAUCAUGGUUGAAUCGGCAGAGGUCGAGUUGUCCCUGCCCAGAGUAAGAACACCAAACUCAUCAACAGAUCCGGGCCCACUGAGAAAGGUGAACAGGUCAUACUGUAUUGUAUCAGCGUCAACUGUCUCUGAGAAUGUAAGGAGCAACAGGUCACUAUCCAGGUCAAGGUCAUAUGAUAUCAAUUCUGGAGGAGUGAUAUCCUGAGUGAAGUUGGCCACUUGGAGAGCGUGAGUCGUAGUUAUCUCACUCACAGUGUUAAGGUUCAUAUCCUCAACCAAGUACUCACUGAAAGAGAUGUACGAGUCAUUUUCGGAAGUGGCAAUUAGCUCAAUUCUCUUGAUUUCAUCCAAGUCUGCGUUUGUGAUCCACAGCACAAUAUAGAGGGUGUCAUCGAGGGAGUGUUGUCCACCUCUCAGAGUGUGACCGACUGUCGAGUUUCGAGCAGACUGGAUGCGGACCUGAGUAACAUCGAAAGAACUUGCAUUAAUAGUCUCAGAAAAGUAUAGAGUGAGGAUGCCCCUGUUCAUAUCUAGGUCCCAGCUGACAAGAUGUGGGGAAGUGAUGUCAGGGUCCAAGAAGGCUUUGAGAGCGUCUGUGGUGGGUCUCUCAACGAUCCAGUUGGAGUUCAUGUCCCGUAUCAGGUUAAAUGGGAAAGUGAUAAAUGUAGUUUCACUAGAUAUAGCCAGUCCGUAAAUUCUCUUCAAUUCAUCCCAAUCAAACUCGGACAAUGUCAAAUGGACUACUGGAUCAUCCAUUUCUUCUGCGUGUGACCCACCAGUAAGUGUAUAGUAUAGCACAUCAUCAGCGUAGUAGUAGGUUACCUCACUCAUGUUAAAGAAAUAAACAACCUCAGCUACGGUCAUAUUCUCAUAGUCACCAGUGAUAUUCAACUGUGCCAGAGUUACGUUAUCUGCGAUGUUGAACCCACUUGCAUUCAGUAGAUCAGUGAAGUUGUCAAAUGAAAAACCUGUAGCAAUCUCAAAGCCGGUAUCGUUAAAAGUGAAAGUCGCAUUCUCUAAGAGUACGGUCGAAUUAACACUUUGGAACGUGAUCAGAGUUCUAUUCAGCGUGUUUGAUUUUACAGUCUCAUUAAAUGUUAGAUGAAGGAUGCCUUCGUCCAUGUCCAACACAUACUCUAAGAGGCUUGGUGGGUUGGUAUCUUCAGUGAAAUUCCGCGCCAUCAGAGCAUCAAACACUCCAAACUCUGGUCGUGGAAUAGAGUUGAUACGCAAGUUUCUCUCGUCAAAUAUAAAUUCUUCUGUGUGUGUAAUAAAUGUGUUAGCAGGAGAGGUGGCAAGUUGUUCGUUUCGUUUCAGUUCAUUCAGAUCGUUGUAGUUGAAUUCUAGCACUGUAAAAUACCCAUUACUACUGUGUGUGUUGCCGCCAGUGAGGGUGUGAUUAAUAGAGACGACAUCACCAAUGUUGCCGUUGUGUAGAGUCAGGAACUCAGGGUUCAAUGUAUCCUGAUCAACAAAAUCAGAGUAAUACAAUGUGAGUGUCCCAACAUUUAGGUCUAUGUCAAAGAACUCGACCGCUGGUGGAAGGCUGUCCAGUAUUAGCCUCGUUGCAAGCCUCCCUUGUUCACGUGGUAUUUCAACUACUCUGUUCCCUGCAGUGUCCAGAAUGGUUCCUUCGGGGAUGGAGAUGAAUGUGUCAUCAAGCCUGGGAUCCCAGGCAAGAUCCUCCAUCAGUUUAACCUGGCGUUUGUCAUGGGCAGUCAGAUAUACCACUAAAUUAGACUUGUUGGGAUGGAGGUACAUUGCUGAGCCUCCAGUCAAUGUGACAGCCUCUACACCAGGGAAGGUACCAUUAGCCAUGUUCUGAAGGGUAACGUUGGGGUACCGAAGUGUGUUAAUUCUCACAGGCUCACUGAAUGUCAGGGAUAUUUCUCCAUCCUCCAGAUUGAGGGUGAAAUAUUGAAGUUCGGGUGGUGUAAUAUCCGGUUCGUAAUGCCAUGCUUGGACCCUCACAACAUCUUCAGAUGUGUCGUUUGUUUCGUUUCCCAUGGGGGCUUCCCCUACUAUUGGAAGUGGUGUGACAAAGUUAGAGUUCAUGUCUUGAAUGAGACCACUUGUGAUUGAAAUGUAGGUAUCGUUUGUAUCGGUAGCGAGUGACUCCAAAGCUUUGAGGGCCACAACAUCAUCAAAGCUGAGCUCAAAUGAGAGGUAUAUCCAGUUCUCAGUGGAGAGUACUACAGCACUUGUGAGUGUGUGAUAUUCGGUUGCAUUGGGACUGUUGUAGAAGGUAAGUGCACUAGGCUCAAACGUCUCUCGAUUCACAGUCUCAUCAAACGUCAGUGUAACAUUGUUGGUGUCCAUAUCUAUGGAGAAAUUAACGAGCAUUGGUUGGACAACAUCAGGUAACAGAGUGGUAGCAAAUGCCCGAUUGGCAGCUGUGUCGUCAAAUUGGAUUCCUACAACUGGAUUUCUGGCCAUGUCGCGGAGCAAGUCCGAUGUGAUUUCAAGGUAGCAGUCCGGUGUUCGAAUAUCAGGCGGAAGAGUUUCAGUACAGAGCUCAGUUCUCUCCUUGAUUCUGUUGAGGUCAUCGACUGUUAACUGAAACACAACAGUUGUGCUGUCCAUUUGUGUCAGGGUAUCAUCAGGACCAGUUAGUGUGACACCAAGGUGUGUGGGAACUUGGUAGAAGGGCUUCAGUGUAAUGCUUCUGGCAUUAAAACUUGUAACAUUCACUGUUUCAUUGAAUCGUAGAGUAACUGUUCCACUGCUCAGAUCAAUUUCAACGAAUCCAUCUGUGUCUGAGUCCACCAGCAUUGGAUUUGAGCUAUCCCUAGUGUAGUUGAAGACUCUUUCAGCAUCUCCUUCUUCUCUUUCAACCACAGCGUUUGCAUUCAUAUCUUCAAUGGAUGCAUUGCUGAAAGUUAUGUAACAAUCCUCUUCCUGUAAGUUGUCAGUACAGAGUUGUUUUCGCUUGAUUUCAUUCAGAUCGUCAACUGAGAGGAGGAGAAUGAUGCUUGUUCCAUUGUCACUCGUGGGAACAGUCUGAUCGUUGAGAGUGUGAGUAGCCAAGUUAAAAGUGCUGUUGUCCUGGAGGGUGAUUUCGGUCACAUUAAUUGCUGCCUGGUUGACAGUUUCAUCAUAAGACA
Messenger RNA from Geodia barretti, 21179 nucleotides. The record is from the annotation of a GenBank genome assembly. NCBI's taxonomy places the organism in Eukaryota, Metazoa, Porifera, Demospongiae, Tetractinellida, Geodiidae.